AUGGCUCCCAAACCUCCCUCAUCAGCGUCCUCCAGGGCGUGGGACUCUCUCAAUCCUCCGCUGUCACAAUGGGUCCUGGAUGCUGUUGCGACCAUGGGCUUUACCCGCAUGACUCCGGUCCAGGCUUCGGCCAUUCCUCUCUUCAUGGGCCACAAAGAUGUCGUGGUCGAAGCCGUCACUGGGAGUGGGAAGACCCUGGCAUUUUUGAUCCCUGUUGUUGAGAAGCUGCUACGGUUGGAAGAGCCGAUCAAAAAGCACCAUGUUGGAGCGAUUAUUGUGUCCCCGACCAGGGAGCUUGCAACGCAGACCUACAAUGUCUUGCUAUCCUUGCUAGCCUUCCACCCUCCAUCCGCCGCAGCGAUUAAUCCGCCAGACAGUAACGACGAGCAAUCUACGGCGCCCCAGAAAUUUCCGUCGUCUACGCUGAAAGUAGUUCCACAGCUUCUCCUAGGCGGCGCGAAUUCACCAGCAGAUGAUCUGAGUACAUUCCUCAAACGAUCUCCAAACGUCCUCGUCGCCACGCCGGGGAGACUCUUAGAAUUGCUCUCCUCACCUCAUGUCCACUGUCCUCAGUCGUCAUUCGAGAUGUUAGUGUUGGACGAAGCUGAUCGACUCUUGGAUAUGGGUUUCAAGGACGACCUUCAGAAAAUACUUGCGCGACUACCGAAGCAGAGGAGAUCAGGCUUGUUCAGUGCCAGCGUGAGUGAAGCGGUCGAUCAAAUCAUAAGGGUCGGAUUGCGGAAUCCGGUUAAGGUUGCAGUCAAAGUACGAGGAGCAUCAGGCGUGGAGGAGAAACGUACUCCUGCGAGUUUGCAGAUGACCUAUCUCGUCACUCCCCCUACCCACAAACUCCCCGCCGUGAAAAGGCUACUCUUCACCGUCGAACCCACGCCACAGAAGACCAUCGUCUACUUUUCAACGUGUGCUGCAGUAGAUUAUUUUCAGCACAUCGUCCCGUUGCUGCUGCAGGACCAGUUUUCCGUCAUACCCCUUCAUGGAAAGCAUGCUCCGAACGUUCGACAGAAGAACUUUGCUCGCUUUACGAACUCCACCACUCCUUCUGUCCUUUUGACCACGGACGUCGCGGCACGGGGACUGGAUAUCCCGUCCGUUGAUCUUGUAAUACAAGUGGAUCCUCCGUCGGAUCCAAAAGCUUUCAUCCACCGCUGCGGCCGUGCUGGGAGAGCUGGUCGGAGAGGUUUGAGUGUGGUCUUACUCCAUCCUGGUCGUGAAGAAGGCUACGUACCUUUCCUUGAAGUCCGCCAAACACCGGUUACACCUUAUGAGGGUCAAGGAUUCUCCGUCUCUGACGCAGACGCGUCUGAAGCGACAGAGAUCGCUCGAAAAGCGGUCCGCGCAGACCGUGCUCUGCACGAUAAGGGCCAAAAGGCCUUUGUCAGCUGGGUUCAAAGCUACAACAAGCAUCAAGCAAGCAGUAUCUUUCGCAUCGCGGACUUGGACUGGGAAGCACUAGGCCACGCUUGGGGCCUCCUCAAAUUGCCACGAAUGCCUGAGCUGAAGAAUUUCAAGGGUGACCCAACUCUAGGCGUUACGGUGGACUGGGACAAUUAUGCAUACAAAGACAAACAGAGGGAGAAGCGUCGCCGCGAGGCUCUCAAAGAAAGCGCUGAAGCCGAGGCUAAUGGAACCCAACAGACAUCCAAGAAGAGAGCAGCGAGCGAGAAUAUUCCAUGGAGCCAGACGAUAGAAAAGAAAGCCAAACGAGAGAAGCGACGAGAAAAGAAGAAGGCCCGCAAGGAACGAGAAAAGUGGGCGAAGAUGACGGAAGAAGAAAGGCAAAAGGCCCGUGAGACCGAGAUGAUGCUAGAGAAGGUCAGAGAGCAAACACAACAGCAGAAAUCCGCCAAGAAACGAAAGACGGAGAGCGAGGAUAGCUCUGAAAGCGAAGAAGAAUUUCACGGCUUCGACUAG
This is a messenger RNA of Rasamsonia emersonii CBS 393.64, 1932 nucleotides long. RefSeq names its product DEAD/DEAH box helicase (Sbp4). The record is from RefSeq and is a predicted model, not a curated record. Bases 1 to 1932 code for a protein of 643 amino acids. Gene Ontology annotation, molecular function: ATP binding; nucleic acid binding; RNA helicase activity. Gene Ontology annotation, cellular component: nucleolus. The transcript has 3 exons. NCBI's taxonomy places the organism in Eukaryota, Fungi, Ascomycota, Eurotiomycetes, Eurotiales, Trichocomaceae.